Oldenlandia corymbosa var. corymbosa is the source of this 2778-nucleotide messenger RNA. The record is from the annotation of a GenBank genome assembly. NCBI's taxonomy places the organism in Eukaryota, Viridiplantae, Streptophyta, Magnoliopsida, Gentianales, Rubiaceae.
UUCUUUUUCCUUAUAUUGUUAUAAAUUCAAUUUUGAAAUUAUUUUAGGUGUAAUAAUUUAAAUCGAAAUAGGACGGAAUGAACAUCUUUAUUGCGAAUGGAGAAUAGUCACACUUAAAGGCACAUUCUAUCGAAGGAAUUCAUAAAAGUUGAGUGCAUUCCUCAUUCCUGAAACUGGAAAACCAAUCUAAAGCUCUGUCUCUGCCCAGAGAAGCAGCCGCUGAGGCAGUUUUCAGGAUUAUGGAAUGGCAAGGACUUUUUUGUUCAAACAAGUUGGUGGAGACCUCUCGUUUCUCAACUCAUCCCCCUUCGCUAAACUCUUGGAUUCGUGCAUUAGCUCCAAGUCAGCUGGUGAUGUGGGUCGUGUCCAUGCCAGAAUCCUCAAAACCCAGUUCAGGCAUGAAGUUUUCAUCAACAACAGGCUCAUUGAUGCCUAUGGGAAAUGUGGGGUUUUGGACAGUGCUAGAAAAGUGUUCGACAGAAUGCCUGAUAGAAAUAUCUUCACGUGGAACUCAAUUAUUGAUCAGCUUAUGGUGUCAGGAGGACUAGUUGACGAGGCUGAAAAGCAUUUCCAUUUGAUUUCUGAACCUGAUCAAUGCUCGUGGAAUCUAAUGGUUUCCGGGUUUGCUCGUCACGAGUUCUUCAGUGAGUCACUUGAGUAUUUUGUGAAGAUGCAUUCAGAGGAUUUUAAGUUUAACGAUUACUCUUAUGGCAGUGCACUUAGAGCUUGCGCUGGACUCAGGGACUUUAAAAUGGGUACUCAAAUCCACGCUUCGGUGUCUAAAUCUUUCUACGCAUCGGAUGUUUUCAUCGAGUCUGCCCUUAUUGAUAUGUACUCAAAGUGUGGGCGUGUGAGUUGUGCUCAGAAGGUUUUUGAUGGAAUGAAACAGCGCAACGUGGUAUCCUGGAAUAGUUUGAUUACCUGUUAUGAGCAAAAUGGGCCAGCAAAUGAGGGUCUAAUUGUCUUUCGGAACAUGAUGAACUGUGGGAUUGAACCAGAUGAAAUGACUUUGGCUAGUGUGGUCAGUGCCUGUGCGAGCUUGAAUGCAGUUAAAGAAGGUAAAGAAAUUCAUGCGCGUGUCAUAAAGUUCGAUAGAUUUAGGAAUGAUGUCAUUAUAUGCAAUGCACUGGUAGAUAUGUAUGCAAAAUGUGGCCGAAUUCUUGAGGCAAGGUGUAUUUUUGAUAGGAUGCAAACAAGAACAGUGGUGUCAGAGACUUGCAUGGUUAGCGGUUAUGCAAAAGUAGCAAGUGUGGAAUCUGCUAAGGCAUUGUUUGGCAGAAUGAUUGAGAGGAAUGUAGUAUCUUGGAAUGCACUGAUUGCUGGUUAUACACAGAAUGGGGAAAAUGAAGAGGCACUGGGGCUUUUUCUUCAAUUAAAGCGGGCAUCUGUCUGGCCAACACAUUACACUUUUGGGAAUCUCCUGAAUGCUUGUGCAAACUUAGCUGAUUUAAAACUGGGGAGACAGUCUCAUGCCCAUGUUCUUAAGCACGGAUUUCGGUUUCAGCAUGGCCCUGAGACUGAUAUAUUUGUUGGGAACUCUCUUAUAGACAUGUAUAUGAAAUGUGGUUCAGUUGUGGAGGCCAAAAUAGUUUUCAAAAAUAUGGUUCAAAGGGAUUAUGUUUCGUGGAAUGCCAUGAUAGUUGGGUAUGCACAAAAUGGGCAAGGAACUGAGGCCAUUGAAUUUUUCAGGCAGAUGUUGAAGGCCGGAGAAAAGCCUGACCAUGUCACUAUGAUUGGAGUUCUCUCUGCUUGUACCCACGCAGGGUUGGUUGAAGAGGGGCGCCACUAUUUUAAUUCAAUGAAGGAGUAUGGUAUUGAACCAUUGAAGGAUCACUUUACUUGUAUGGUUGAUUUACUUGGUAAAGCGGCUCGUCUUAAUGAAGCCAUGGAUUUGAUUAAAACAAUGCCUAUGCCUCCUGAUGGUGUGGUGUGGGGUUCUCUGCUAGCUGCAUGUAGAGUUCAUGGAAACAUUGACAUGGGUAUAUUUGUUGCCGAGAAGCUUCUUGAGCUUGAUCCUAAUAAUUCUGGAUCAUAUGUUCUUCUCUCAAACAUGUAUGCUCAACGGGAGCAGUGGACAGAUGUAAAAAGAAUUCGAAAACGUAUGAGACAGCAAGGGGUUGUUAAACAACCAGGGUGUAGCUGGAUUGAGAUUCGGAGUAUGGUUCAUGUUUUCAUGGCUAAAGAUAAGAGGCAUCCACAGAAAAAUGAAAUAUACUCGCUUCUGAAAAAUUUAACGGAGUUAAUGAGGCUGUCUGGUUAUGUCCCUGAUAUCGGUGCUCUUGUUGCUCAUGAGGAGCAGCAGAACUCAGAGUAUAGUAAAAUGCUCUCAAGAGAAUGGUCAGUGUGACAUAAUUCCUAGAAAUCUUGUUAUACAUGCCAUUUCAUGGUGACUUGCUAUUUGCCAUCUAUAAACUUUUUAGAUUGAAAAGUAAGUUUACACGCAAAAACACUUCACGACUGUUUGUAAUAUUACUAUUGUAAGAACUCUUUCAUUAGCAAAUUGACUAGGAACCUGAACUCGUACAUAUGAUGCAGGAUUGAAACACCAGUUGUUAGAAUCAAUUCGAGAAAUCCUGUAGGAUUGUUGGUAGAUGGUUCUAUCUAAUGGUUUGUUCAAAGCCUUGAUGUUCAUCAUCGAAAUACUUCUCCUUUUUCCCCAUCGCCGUAUCCUUCUGUGCUUCUCUUUCCUUCAGAAAUCCUCAAGAUUGAGUUUCACUUUAUAUACAGAGAUAUUAAAUACUAGGUGUUAGACCCGUCCGAUGGACGGGGAAGGCAUAC